AUGCAAGAAUCAAGAAUACGACAAUCUGAAUUCGAAAAUGUAAUCAUCGAACCCCAUAAUCUCAUUCGCGCUAUUGAAUCUCAAGACGAAAAUUACAUAAAUAAUUUAACAACCUUAAAUUUCAAGAUUAAUAAUACACACCGAGAUGUUGGGAAUCCACUACGUACAGCUGUGCGAGUCGGAAAUUAUAAAAUUCUCAAAAAGUUAAUAGAACUUGGUGCUGAUAUACACCAACGAAUUCCAGCAACUGAACGACCGAUAUUAUACGAUGCCGUAGAAUCUGGAAAUUACGAUAUUAUCAAAUAUAUGAUAGAAAAUGGCGUAGAUAUUAAUGUCAGGUGGGAAGUUUCUGAUCAGACCUGUGAUGCAACUGCGUUGUACCUUGCCGUCCAGACAGCAAAUAUGAAAGUUGUAAAAUUAUUACUAGAUAACAAUGCUAACGUUAAUAUUAAAUCUAGAGAUGGAGUCACUCCUAUCACCCUUGCUGUUAUAAAUAAACACUAUGAUAUCAUGGAUGCAUUAAUAAAAUAUGCGCCUGAUCUUUUUUGGACAUUAGAAUACGAUAGUAGGACUACAACAAUUUUUCAUUUCGCUAUUUGGUUUAGAAACUGGAAAAUGUUAUAUGAGUGGCUAUUUGAAUUUGCCGAUACAAUUGAUGUUAAUAAUAAUAAUAAUAUUAAUUUGUUUACAUUCUUUCAAUCCCAAUUGUUACUUCAUCACACUCUCAGAGAACAUCAUCUCAAUAUAGGUAUUAUAAGUUAUCUGCUUGAUGUCGGUGUUGAUGUUAAUGCUCUGGAUUCUGAUAAUAAAUUAGCUAUCGAGUCUUCCUUCGAAUUAGAAUAUUAUUCACAUGAUAUUUUAACUAUUAAGCUACACAUCGUAAAAUUAACAGCUGCGGGUUUUCACGUAUGUGAUCGAAACAUUAAAGCUGUUAGUACAGGAGAAUUCGAUCAUUAUUUAGCUGAGUGUCGGUCAGAAGUUGAAAAAAUGAAAAAAAAUAAAAUAGAAGGCAGUAAUAUCACAUUUAUGGAGGUUUUACAUGAAAAUAUUUAUUACUUGGCACAUUACUUGAAGUCUGUUGAUUUGGCGAGUAUACUCAAACGUGAACCUCGUGAACCUAUUUUCCCAGAAAAGCCAAAUACCGUUCAGCCUCUGGUAAAAGGAGACGGUAGACUCGCGCUAUCACUUUAA
Microplitis mediator is the source of this 1191-nucleotide messenger RNA. RefSeq names its product putative ankyrin repeat protein RF_0381. Gene Ontology annotation, molecular function: protein binding. The transcript is spliced from 2 exons. Lineage: Eukaryota; Metazoa; Arthropoda; Insecta; Hymenoptera; Braconidae. The record is from RefSeq and is a predicted model, not a curated record. The coding region runs from base 1 to 1191 and encodes 396 amino acids.